AUGCCUGGCGAAUGGUGGGAUAAAAUUCAAACAAAAGAAGGAACUGAUGUGAAGUUGGUGAUAUUGAAACAGAUGUUUGCUACUGAUUUAAAUCCUCACCACGAUCAUUUCUCAAUCCCUUUUAGGCAGAUAAGAGAUUCCAGUUUUCUUACAGAGGAUGAGAAGAGCAAGUUAAAGGAGCAGAAGGAGAACAUACCUAUUACACUCAUGGAACCUUGUGGUGAUGAGUCUAAGAUGUUGCUAAGGCAGUCGAAUUUGAAAAGUAGCAGUACCUAUGUGUUGACAUCUAGUUGGAAGAAAGUCUUAGAAAGGAAUCAUCAGGGAUCAUCAAGGAAAUUCAAACAAAACGAAAUAGUGCAGCUUUGGUCUUUCAGGCGCAACGGAGAACUCUGGUUGGCAAUGCAAGUACUACUCCUAGCGGUAGUGGCAGUAAAGGGGAGAAUGGGGAUGGUGCAAGGUUUUCCAGAUUGA
Messenger RNA from Hevea brasiliensis (rubber tree), 471 nucleotides. Its product is annotated as B3 domain-containing protein At2g32645-like. The coding region runs from base 1 to 471 and encodes 156 amino acids. The transcript is spliced from 2 exons. Lineage: Eukaryota; Viridiplantae; Streptophyta; Magnoliopsida; Malpighiales; Euphorbiaceae. The record is from RefSeq and is a predicted model, not a curated record. Gene Ontology annotation, molecular function: DNA binding.